Messenger RNA from Papilio polytes (common Mormon), 2743 nucleotides. It is a transcript of the gene Patj, whose product is annotated as patj homolog. The record is from RefSeq and is a predicted model, not a curated record. Bases 220 to 2622 code for a protein of 800 amino acids. The transcript has 17 exons. Gene Ontology annotation, molecular function: protein binding. Lineage: Eukaryota; Metazoa; Arthropoda; Insecta; Lepidoptera; Papilionidae.
CGUCAACGCAGUGACGUCAACUCAACUCAAGUCAUACUUUUUAUUGAUAAUUGGUAUUUUUAAUUUUUAUCUUGCUCACCGUUUUCUAAACAAGUUUGCGAAGUGUCUAAUCAUUUGUAAAUAUAACAAUUUAAAGAAAUAAUACGAUAACUAAUAUUGCUAUUCACUACCAAGGUUUAUUAGCGAAGUAUUAAGUAAGUUUGCUACAAAAUUAUCAUCAUGCACCUUGGCGUGAAUAUAUCUAAUGCCUUACAACAAUUAGAAAGUGUAAAGGCUGCUGUUGAUCAAAAUGAUGAUCCGAAACUCAAGGCUGCAACAAGCGAUGAUUUAAAUAUGCUUAUCAAUUUGUUGGAGAGUCCAAUAUUGAGAAGUAUAGCGACUUUGCAUGACUCAGUUGCAAUGUUGGCCACCCAAGUUGCUCACCAUCCUUCAAUGCUUCCUGGCGAUUUUGAUAUCACUCCUGCUGGUGAUUUGGCAUUACAAACUAGAAACCUAUAUGGUUCUCAUGAGGGAGAGGAGGAGCAACGUGUUCCGCAGGUUUCACCACCAAAUAGUCUGGAGUUUGGAUCAAAUUCCGACAAUGAACGCAUGUUAGGACUAGAUACAGCAUCUGUUGACUCCAGUAUGUCUCCAAAGCAGAAUCGUGGCAUACUGGAUUUGUCACGUAAUGAUGAUUCCUUAGCCUCUGCUUCAACUAACAUUGUCGCUGGAGACUGGGCACAGGUUGAAAUUAUAAACUUAGUGAAUGAUGGCACCGGACUUGGAUUUGGUAUAAUUGGUGCUAGGACUCGUGGGGUUAUUGUAAAAACAAUACUAGCUGGAGGUGUGGCAGACCGUGAUGGCCGUCUCAAGUCAGGAGAUCACAUACUACAGAUAGGCGAUGUGAGCCUGGUGGAGAUGGUGUCGGAGCAGGUGGCGGGCGUGCUGCGCGCGUCGGGCUCCCGCGUGCGUCUUGUGGUCGCGCGCGCCGUCGACCCCGCCGCAGUACAGCCCUCUGUCGCACCCGUCGUGCCCGCCAGGUUACUAUCUAACCCUGAAGCAUUAGAUCGUUAUCUUUUGGAUACUGGUUUCGAACAAGUAUUCAAUACACAGCCCUCGCUGCUGUCCCACACCAGCACCGCACCCGCUAGGUUCGUCUUCGGCAGCUCCGUCACUCCGCCGCCGGAAACUGAUGCUGAAUCGCCAGAAGUUGAUAGAUUCACUGUGCAAUUGAAGAAGGACGAAAAUGGAUUGGGAAUUACUAUAGCAGGGUACGUGUGCGAGAAGGAGGAGCUGUCGGGCAUCUUCGUGAAGUCUGUGACGGCGGGCAGCGCGGCGGCGCAGAGCGGCGCGGUGCGCGUCAACGACCGCAUCGUGGCGGUGGACGGCGCCUCGCUCGCCGGCAAGUCCAACCAGCGCGCCGUCGACGCGCUCAAGCAGAGCGGCAGCCUCGUCACCCUGCAGCUCGAGAGAUAUCUCCGCGGCGAGAAGUUCGAACAGCUGCAGCAGGCAAUCGCGGCGGGGGAGACGGCGAGCGCGGCGCCGCACAACCCCUUCCUGCACAUGCACCGCCCUGACCCGCGCCUUGCGCCGCACAACGCCCUCGCCCCCCUCGCACACGACCUGCCCAUGAUGCAUCUCCACUCUUCUUCGGAGCCGAAGGAAGAGGAAGUGGAGGCGGGCGCCGCGCCGCGCACGCCCACGCCGCCGCCCGCCUUCGAGAUGCCGCGCACACACGAACAGAAGGAGGCCAUACGACGCAAGUGGCAGGCCAUUCUAGGCGAUGAGGUGGAGAUAGUGGUGGGCGUGGUGGUGCGCGGGGGCGGCGGGCUGGGCAUCUCACUGGAGGGCACGGUGGACGUGGAGGGGGGCCGCGAGGUGCGCCCCCACCACUACGUGCGCAGCGUGCUGCCCGAGGGGCCCGUAGGCCGCGCCGCCGUGCACCGCCCCGGGGACGAACUGCUCGAGGUGAACGGUCACCGUCUGCUGGGCAUGAACCACCUGGAGGUGGUGUCGAUCCUGAAGGAGCUGUCGAGCGAGGUGUGCAUGGUGUGCGCCCGCCCCCGCGCCGCCCCCGCCGCCCCCGCACCCGCCACCGCCCCCGCACCCGCACCCGCACACCUCGCGCUCGACCUCGCCCCGCCCGCACACACGCUCGUCAAGGCGAAGUCCGACGGCAGCCUGGCGGGAGCGGGGGGCGCGGCGGCGGGCGCGGCGGGCGAGGAGGGCGCGCUGGCGGGCGGCAAGGCGCGCUCGCGCAGCCUGGAGCCGCUCACCGGCCUCGCCAUGUGGGCCUCCGAGCCGCAGAUCAUCGAGCUGGUGAAGGGCGAGCGCGGGCUUGGGUUCUCCAUCCUGGACUACCAGGACCCACUGCGGCCUGCCGCCACGCUGGUGGUGAUCCGCUCGCUGGUGCCGGGCGGCGUGGCGCAGCAGGAUGGCCGCCUUAUCCCCGGCGACAGGCUGCUCUUCGUCAACGAUCAGAACUUGGAGGACGCGAGCUUGGAGCAGGCGGUGGCUGCGCUGAAGGGAGCGCCGCGAGGGCUAGUGCGCAUCGGCGUGGCCAAGCCGCUGCCCCUGGCCGACGCCCCGCCGCCGCUGCCCGCCUCCGCGCCCCCCGCACCCGCACCCACCCUCACAGACUGAACCCACUAACAUAUCGAUGGGGGGAAAGGCUAAACCCGGUUUUGAACAAUUCUGUUGUUUUGGAUUCCGAAUCUUUAUAUACUAGCUUUCGCCCGCAACUCCGUCCGCGCGUAAAAAAAAA